Molecule: messenger RNA, 1110 nt
Organism: Humulus lupulus (European hop)
Lineage: Eukaryota; Viridiplantae; Streptophyta; Magnoliopsida; Rosales; Cannabaceae
Exons: 2
Coding region: 1-1110 (369 amino acids)
Molecular function (GO): nucleic acid binding; zinc ion binding
Source: RefSeq, a predicted model, not a curated record
AUGGAAUCACUAUAUGAACGAUUCCGAAAACAACACCCACCAGUAUUUGAAGGUAGCACUGACCCACUUGACGCACAAGACUGGAAGAGUUCUUUAGAAGACAUCUUUGAGUUCAUGCAACUAAGUCACAGGGAAAAGGUUUCUUAUGCUGCACAUACACUGAAAAAGGAUGCUAAGAUCUGGUGGGAAGUGGUUAAGCAGACUAGAGAAGUGAAUCAGAUGACUUGGGCAGAAUUUGAACUGGUCUUCAAUGAAAAGUUUUAUAAUGAAGUUGUGUUGACUGCUAAAGUAAGUGAGUUCACUAGAUUACAACAAGGGGAUCUUUCAGUGGCAGAGUACGCGAUGACAUUUGACCGGUUAGCCAAGUUUGCACCAGACUUGGCUGUGGAGAAAGCUUUGAGAGCUGAACUCAUAGAAGAAAAGAUAACAAAAGCUAAAGCUGCUACUAGCAUGCCUCGUAGAGACACUCCAUUCAACAAAGAACAAAGCCGCUUUCACAAUGACAACAAAAGAAGGGCCCAGAAUUUCCAAUUUAGACAAGGACAUAAUAAGAAAUUUAAAGGAGGUCAGCAAAACAGGCAAUCUAGAUUCCAACAACAGCCACGAUGUCAAACUUGUGGAAAGAAUCAUUUCAGGGAGUGCAGGCUUCUAACUAAGAGCUGCUUCAAAUGUGGCAAGGGGGAUCAUUUUAUCAAAGAUUGUCCAUUGAUGAAGAACCAACAAAAGAAGGAUGAACCUCAAAGGACAAAUGCUAGGGUGUUCACAAUUACUCAAGCUGAAGCUGAUACCAACAACUCUGUGGUGUCAGGUGAUAUUUUUGCAUCUGGUAUUCUCACUCAUGCAUUAAUAGAUUCAGGUGCAACACAUUCAUUUGCAUCCUUGACAUAUGUAAAAAGGUUGGGUAGAUCAUGUGAAAAAUUGUCAGAAGUUUUUAGUACAAUGUUACCAUCUGGAGAGAUUUUGUAUUCUACUCAUUGGUUGAGGGGGGUUCCUAUUUGCAUUGAUGGUAGGGAAUUAUAUGCUGAUCUAAUAAUGUUAGAGAUGCACGAUUAUGAGGUGAUUUUGGGUAUGGAUUGGCUUUCAAAGUAUAAUGUCACUAUUGAUUGUUGA